This is a messenger RNA of Plasmodium yoelii, 8874 nucleotides long. RefSeq lists its product as uncharacterized. NCBI's taxonomy places the organism in Eukaryota, Apicomplexa, Aconoidasida, Haemosporida, Plasmodiidae. Gene Ontology annotation, molecular function: glutamate synthase activity; oxidoreductase activity, acting on the CH-NH2 group of donors, NAD or NADP as acceptor; iron-sulfur cluster binding. The coding region runs from base 1 to 8874 and encodes 2957 amino acids. The record is from RefSeq and is a predicted model, not a curated record. The transcript has a single exon.
AUGAAAAAGAAGAAAUCGGCCAAACAUGGCUUAUACGAUAGCCGUUAUGAAAAAGAUGCGUGCGGGGUUGGAGUUGUAGCAGAUAUAAAUGGAAAAUCUUCAAGGAUGGUAAUUCAAAAGGCUAUGCAAAUAUUAUUGCGACUAAGCCACAGAGGAGGUGUACAAUCAAAUAAUGGAGAUGGUGCAGGAAUAUUAGUUGGCAUGCCGCAUGAAUAUUUUCAAAUGCUAAGUGAUACAUGCCAAUUACCUUUUUUAUUGCCAGAAAAAGGGGAUUAUGCAGUUGCUCAAAUAUUUUUACCACAUAAUGAAGAAAGAAGAUUAUUUUUAUAUCAUGAAAUAGAAAGGGAAGUGUAUAACCAUGGUUUGGUUGUUUUAGGAUGGCGAUCACCUAUACCUGUUAGAAGUGACGUCAUAAGUGCUACAGUAAAAAAAAGUGAACCUUUUAUUGCUCAAAUGUUUGUAUGCAAAAGAUCAGUAUUUAAAAAUUAUGACGAUUUUAAUAUAUACCCCUUUUCGGAUAUAAAUUUUACAGAUGAUACAAAUUUAAAUUUAAAUGAAUUACCUGGUGAUAUAGAAUUACUUUCAUUUUUUAUAAGAAAAAAAUUAGUAAGACAUAAUGAUAUGUAUUUUUGCAGCUUUUCUUCAAGAACAAUAGUAUAUAAAGGUUUAUUAACUCCAUCACAAAUAUACUUAUAUUUUGAAGAUUUGCUAAGUGAGCAAUUUACCACUUAUUUAGCUAUGGUUCAUGUAAGAUUUUCAACAAAUACAUCCCCUACAUGGUAUGCUGCCCAUCCAUUUAGACGAAUUUGCCAUAAUGGUGAAAUAAAUACAAUUAGUGUUAAUUCAUUAUUAUUUAAAGAGAGGAUGCAACUAGCUAAAGCACCUGAUUUUUUCAAAUCCGUUUCUAUAAAAGAUUUAAAGCCAAUUAAUGAAGAAAAAUACAUUAUUUAUGAUAAUGACGAUGAAAUAAUACAUAAAAGAGACACAUUUGAAGAUAUUAUGUUGACAAAAAAUCGAUUAAAAAAAAAAUCGAGACGAAAUUUAUUACUAAAAUUAAAAAGAGAUUAUACAUAUAAUAGCUCCGCAUUAAACUAUCAAAUAAAAAGAGAAUACAUGAAUUCAGAUAUUAAUAGUAAUUCUGAAUUUUUAAAUAAUAUGAAUGAACAAUCUAAGAGUUCUUCAGAUGACUUAUUAGAUAUAAAUGAAAAAGAUAGCCAUAUGAAAAAUGCUAAGAAAUUUAUUACAGGCAAUACUGGUAUAAGCAAUCCAAAUGAUUUUGGAAAAUCCAUGAAAUCACAAAUAAAAUACGGUGAAAGUAAAAAAACCAAAGGAGAAUUAAGUUUUCCGUCUGAUUCUUCUUUAUUUGACAAUGCAAUAGAUUUUCUGACUAUGACAGGGAGAGAAAUCGAACAUGCAGUUAUGAUGCUAAUGCCAAGAGCAUAUCAAAAAGAUCCAAAUAUAACUCCUUUAGAAAAAGCAUUUUAUGAAUAUCAUACAUGUUUAAUGGAACCAUGGGAUGGACCAGCUUUAGUUAUAUUUACAGACGGAAAUAAAGUAGGCGCUUCAUUAGAUAGAAAUGGUUUAAGGCCAGCUCGAUAUAGUAUAACUAAUUAUGGGCUAUUUGUAUUAUCUAGUGAAACCGGGGUUGUUGACUUACCCUAUGAUAAAAUUACACAUAAAGGAUGUGUAUAUCCAGGAAAAGUUGUGUUAGUAGAUUUUAAAGAAAAAACAUUUCUUAGACAUGAAGAUGUUUUAAGUAAAUUUUUAAAAUUAAAUAAUUAUAAAAAAUGGUUAGAUCAUUAUUCUAUACAUUUAGAUAAUAUUAUAAAACCUGCAUCUAAUAUGGAAAAUAUACGUAUGACUGCAUAUAAAUAUGGAGCUAUUCUGAACAAAGAUAACUAUUAUCACCAUACUAAUCAUGUAAAUAAUAAUAGUACUAGUAAAAUAGGACAAAUAAAUAAUCCAGAUCGUCAUGAUGAUUCUUUAAUAAAAAAAUUAAAAGCUUUUGGUUAUACUUAUGACGCAUUUAACAUAAUCAUAUCUCCUAUGGUUAAGCAUGCAGCUGAUGGAUUGGGAGCAAUGGGUAAUGAUACUGCUUUCCCAUUUCUUAGUUAUUUACGUAGAAACUUAGUAUACUAUUUUCAACAAACAUUUGCUCAAGUUACUAAUCCAGCUAUUGAUCCAAUUAGAGAAGAAAAUAUAAUGUCUCUUAUGAGUAUUUUAGGUAAAGAAGGAGAUAUAUUACAUUGUACAUAUACAAAUUGUCAACGGAUAUUUAUCAACGGGCCAAUAUUAAAUGAGCCAUUGUAUAAUAUGCUACUUCAAUUGCCCGAUUUUCCACAUAUAAUUAUUGACAUGACGAUAAGUUUGGAUCUUUUGGAGCAUUUAAUGUCAACAGAAAACCCAACUUCACCCACAGCUAAUGGCGAAAAUGAUGACGACAAUUUCAUCAAGUUUGAUGUAGUAAAAAGCUAUUCAUCUCCAAAAAAAUCAUUUAUCCAAGACUAUACACCAAAAGCCGAGGAUUCUGCAAAAAAAUAUGUUAAGGAUGAUCCUACUGCAAAUAAUACUGGUGGGAAUAAGAAGCCACGUGUAUUUUCCAAAUAUCUGAUAAAAUUUAUUGACAGAAUUAAUACAAAGGUUGAAAGUGCAAUUAGAAGAGGUAGCCAACUUAUUAUAUUAUCACAUGGAAAUGUCAGCGAAUCAAGAGUUCCGAUAUUUUCUAUAAUAAUCGUUGGUGCACUACAUAAAUAUCUAUUAAGUAAAAAUUUAAGAACGAAAUGCUCUAUUAUUGUUAAAGCCGGUGAUUGUUUUGAAAUACAUCAUUUAGCUGUUUUACUAUCUUUUGGAGCCGAUUGUAUUUAUCCAUUUAUACUUUAUGAAAGUUUACAAUUUAUAAAAUAUGGUAGCAAUGAAGCUAGAUUAAGUAAUCAACAGCUUAUUAGUAAUUAUAGACAUGCAACUAAUUAUGGUAUAUUAAAAAUAAUGUCGAAAAAUGGAAUAUCUACAUUACCUAGUUAUAAAGGUUGUGGUUUAAUGCAGCCAUUGGGUAUAUCUGAUGAAAUUUUAAAAAAAUGUUUUAUUAAUGUUUGUGACUCAAUAAUAGGGGGAGUAACUUUCGAAUUUGUUGAAAAAGAAAUUUUAAGAAUAUUCAAUCACGCAUACCCUAAAAGAAUAUUAGCAUUAAAUGUUAAAAAUGCUAAUGAUGAGUUAGAUGAUUUUGGUGAAUAUCAUUUUAGAAACAUAGGGAAUGCACAAAUUCAUAUGAAUCAUCCCGAAACAAUAAAUUUAUUACAAAGAGCAACAAAAACUGGAAAUUUUGAUACUUAUAAAAAAUAUUCAGAAUUGCAAAAUGAGUUAAUCAAUCAUUGUGAAAUAAGAGGCCAAUUAGAAAUUAAUUAUAAAAAAUGUCCAUCUUAUAAUAAAAAAAAAAAAAAAAAUGAGCCUAUAAAUAUUAAUUUAGUAGAGCCUAUUAAUAAAAUAUUACUACGAUUUUGUACAGGUGCUAUGUCUUUUGGUUCAUUAUCUGAAGAAGCACAUACAACUGUUGCCAUUGCUAUGAAUAGUAUUGGAUUAAAAUCGAAUACUGGGGAAGGUGGAGAAGCUGAGGAUCGAAUAAUACAACCCAAUAAUAAUAAUAACAAUGAGCCCAAUACAUCUUCAGCUGUUAAACAAAUAGCAUCAGCCAGAUUUGGAGUUACAGCUUAUAGCUUAGUAAACGCCCAUGAAUUACAAAUAAAAGUUGCACAAGGAUCAAAACCAGGGGAAGGAGGAGAAUUACCAGGUUAUAAAGUAAAUGCGAAAAUCGCUUCAGUUCGUAGAAGCACACCAGGAAUUGGUUUGAUUUCACCUCCACCACAUCAUGAUAUGUAUUCUAUUGAAGAUGUUGGGCAAUUGGUUUAUGAUCUAAAAAAUAUAAAUAAAGAAGCAAAGAUAUCUGUUAAAUUAGUUUCAAAAUUAGGUAUUGGUGUUAUAACAUCUGGUGUAGUAAAAGGUAAUUGUGAACAGAUUCUAAUUAGUGGUAUGUCAGGAGGUACAGGUGCAUCUAAAUGGACAUCAAUAAAACAUGCAGGUUUACCUUGGGAAAUUGGUUUAGCAGAAGCACAUCAAACUUUAUGCAAAUCUAAAUUAAGAAAAAGAGUUAUUUUGCAAAUAGAUGGACAAUUAAAAACGGGUAGAGAUGUUAUAUUAGGGGCAUUAUUAGGAGCGGAAUCUUUUAGUUUUUCUACUCAGCCAUUAAUUACUUUAGGCUGUAUUAUGAUGAGGAAAUGUCAUUUAAAUAUAUGCCCUGUAGGUAUAUGUACACAAGAUCCAGAAUUAAGAAAAAAAUUUGCAGGAAAACCAGAAUAUGUUAUUAAUUUUUUUUUCAUGGUAGCAAACGAAGUUAGAGAAUAUUUAGCUAGUAUGGGAUUUCGAAAAUUCUCACAUAUUAUUGGUAGAUCUGAUUUAUUAAAAAAAAAAAGUCACUUAAAAUAUGAUGAAAAAAGAAAACUUUUAGAUUUUUCAAAAUUAUUAUUCCCUGGUUGGAAAUAUUAUACCGAAGAGCAAAAUAAGGAAGAUGGUGAUAAGGGUUACACCAAUAGUGAAAAAAGAAAAAAAAAAAAGAAGGAAAUUGAAAAAGAACGCGAAAAGGAAAAGAAAAAAAAAACGUUAAAUGCAUAUUCAAUGCAUAAUAAUAUAAUUAACAAAUAUAAAGACCAACAAAGUGGUAGUUUAACCCCUUCUGAGAAAAAUAUAAGAAAACAGGUUCUUAUAAAUGAAAAUUUGAACACUGAUAUUAAGUAUGAUCCAUCAAAGGAGGAACAACAUGGUGUUAAUACAAUAAAGGAAAGGGUAGGGAAAUUAUCAUAUGAAAAAAUUGAAGAAGAUGAGGAUGGAGAUGAUGAAGAAGAAGAGGAAAGAGAAGAAGAAGAAAAGGAUAAAAGCACAAGUGAAGAAGAUGAAGAUGAGGAAGAAGAAGACGAAGAAGAAGAGGAGGAUGAUGAAGAAGAGGAAUAUGGUGAAACAGAUGGAGAUGAUGUAAUAGAAAAAAAUUUAAGCCUAACAUACAGAGAAGAUAUGUUAAAAAAUGUAGAUAAAUUGAAUUUUCAAAAUAAAGCAUUACGAAAAAAGUCAAAAAGUAUAUCUGAAAAAAAAAGUCAUGUAAAAAAGAAAAAAAAUAAACCUAUUCCAAUAUUUUGUUGUGAAACACAAAAUCAUAAACUGUGUGACAUUAUAGACAGAGAAUUAAUAAGACGAUCUAAAAUUGCACUUUUAAAUUGUACUCCUGUAAAUAUUAAUAUGCCAAUAAAAAACACAGAUAGAGCAGUUGGAGCAAUGUUAAGUUAUCACAUUAUUCAGAAAUAUGGUGAAAAAAGUUUACCAAUGGAUACUAUAAAUGUAAAAUUUAGAGGAACAGGAGGAUUAUCAUUUGGUGUAUUUUUAACUAGUGGAUGUAAUUUUGAAUUAGAAGGAGAUGCAAAUGAUUUUGUUGGAAAAGGUUUAUCAGGUGGAAUAAUUUCAGUACAUUUUCCUAAAUCUUCAUUAUUUAUUAAUGAAUGCCAAAAAAAUAUGAUAGUAGGAAAUUCAGUGUUAUAUGGCGCAACAAAAGGUCGAGCCUUUUUUGCAGGUAGAGCGGGUGAACGAUUUGCCGUUAGAAAUUCAGGAGCUAUUGCUGUAGUUGAAGGUGUUGGAUGUCAUGGUUGUGAAUAUAUGACAAAAGGUAUAGUUGUCAUAUUAGGAGAAAUUGGAUGUAACUUUGCGGCUGGAAUGAGUGGAGGUAUUGCAUACGUAUUAGAUAUAAAUGAAAAGAACGUAAACCAUCAAAUGGUUGAUUUAAAAAUAUGUAAAACUAUGGAUGAAAAAAUGACUUUAGAAAAAUUGUUGCAUGAACAUUAUGAUCGAACAAAUUCAUAUACAGCUAAAAUGUUAUUAAAUGAUUUUGAUAAAAAUCUAGAAAGAUUCACAAAAGUUAUUCCAAGAGAUAUAAAAAGAGUAUUAACUGAAGCAUGCAUAGAAUUUGUAAAAACAGGAAACGAAGAAGCUGCAUCUAUACUUGAUGAUUGGGCAUCUUUAUUAAAAAGUGUAGAUCAUCCUGAAAAUAUGUACAAAAAAGCUAUGCAAUUUUUUACUACAAUUUCUGAUGAUAUAUCAGGUUUAUCAAAAACAUUAGCAUUAAGGAAUGUAGAUGGAUUAAUUAUAUAUGAUAUAUUACAAGGAAGUAAUCAUAGAAAAUUAUUAAGAAUUAAAAAUGUGGGAUCUAAUUUGGUUAAUGAUUCCAAUUUUAAUACAGAAGAAAAUAUCAGCUUUGAAUCCGACCAAAAUAAAAUAUUCGAUUUUGAAAAGUUUACAUAUAAUCUAGAAUUAUGUAGAGCUAAUAAUAGAAAAUGGAGGAGAUACGUGCAAAUACCAUUUAAAUGUACUGCUUUUUCUGAUUUUAAAAAUAUAUUCCCAAAUCGUCUUGAUGAUAAGUCUAAAGAAAUUAUUAAAAAGUACAUACUAAAUGAGCAAUAUUUACUAGAUGUACAUCUUAAAUCACUUAAUUCAAAUCAAUUUAUUGAAGGGUUGCUAAAUAGAGAAGAUGAAAGAGAUGCUUAUAUUAACCAAAAACAGAUUAAUCCAAAUAUUUAUUCUUUUAAAAAUAUGUUUUAUCCCGCUGAUUAUAAUGAUUUAUUAUGUAUAACAGAUGAGAAAAAAAGUGAACAAUCCAUCUCUAUAAAUCCUGAUACUAACAAGUCAAAUACAGAAUCCAACGAAAACAUUAAUAAAACAGAUAAAGGAACUAGCGAAAAUACUACAAUAGAUACACAAAUUGUUAUACAAGAAAAAAUACCUAAAAAAAUUAAUAUAAUAAAUAAUACUGAAAAUGAAACAGGAGAAAAUAUUCCACGAACAUCCAUUGAUAAUAUAAAUCAAUCAAAAAAUGAUAAUUCAAUUAAACCAUUUUUAGUUGCUAAUCCAAAUAAAGUUACAGGGUUUAUGGAAUAUGAAAGAUUAUCACAUCCAUUAAAAGAUGUAAGUAGUAGAGUGUUAGAUUAUUCUGAAAUUAUAGUUCCAAUAAAUGUAAAAAGUAAGCUACAUAAUCAACUUCUAAAAACGCAAUCUUCUAGAUGUGUAGAUUGUGGAACACCAACCUGCCAUUACCCAAAUUCUAGAGGUGGAGGAUGCCCAUUAGGUAAUAGGAUAUAUGAUUGGAAUAACCUGAUUUAUGAAAACGAAUGGAAAAAAGCAUUGGAACGAUUAUUAGACACAAAUAAUUUUCCAGAAAUUACGGGAAGAGUAUGUCCAGCUCCAUGUGAAGAUGCAUGCAUAUUAAGCAUAAAUGAAAAACCAGUUUCUAUAAAGUUUAUUGAAUUAUCUAUUAUUGAAUGUGGUUUUAUAAAAAAAUGGAUACAACCAAUUAUACCACGUACAAGAACGGGAAAAAAAGUUGCUAUAAUCGGAUCAGGACCAAGUGGUUUAACAGCAGCACAACAAUUAAAUAAAGCUGGACAUCAUGUUGUCAUAUAUGAAAAAGGAGAAUAUUUCGGGGGAUUAUUAAUGAACGGUAUACCUAGUGUAAGGUUAGAUAAAAAAAUUAUAGAAAGAAGAAUAAGUUUAAUGAAAAAAGAAGGAAUAACUAUGAAAAAUAAUAUAAAUAUUGGAGUUGAUAUAAAAUUAACUGAAUUAAUGCAAAAUUAUGAUGCCAUUUUAUUAGCUACUGGUUAUGAAAUACCUAGAAAAUUAAAUAUACCCGGAUCUAAUUUAAAUAAUAUAUUUUAUGCAAUGGAUUUUUUAUCAUCCUUUCAAAAAUCCCUAAUUAAAUCUGAUUUAAUGGAUGACCAAUAUAUAGAUGUAUCUGAAAAACAUGUUAUUAUAUUAGGUGGUGGUAAAACAGCUGCAGAUUGUAUAAGCUUAGCUAUACGUAUGGGUGCAGCUAGCGUUUUACAAUUUACAAGAAAAGAAGCUCCGCCUAUUAAUAAAAAUAAAAAUUCUUGGCCUGGUUUAAAAAAUAUAUUUAAAGUCGAAUAUUCACAUGAUGAAGCUAUUGUUAUACAAGGAAAAGAUCCAAGAGAAUUUUGUAUAAGAAGUUUGGAAUUUAUUCCUUCAAAUAAAGAUCCUAAAAGAGUAUCUGGUAUAAAGGCUAUCAAAGUUAAGCCAAAAAGAGGUAAUAUCACACGCAAUGGAGUUAAUAAUUCUAUUAAAAGAGACUUAAGUAAACGUACACCCUCCCCUCAAUAUAAUAAUUCGACUACUAAUUUAAAUACCAGUAUUAGCGGAAUUACAACAACAGGAAAUGAAUCUACAAAUACAAAUGGCAGUUUUUCCACUAUACUAGCUAAUACUCCCUCUAUGGAUACUAAUUCGCAAAAAAACAGUGCCAAAAAGCAGUGUAUUAACAAAAACAAUAAAUUAAAGCAGAAUAAAAACACAGCUAAAAGAAAUUCAGAUGAAUCUCCUAUUUCAAAUAAUAGCAAUUACAAUCAUAAAAUAAAUAAUAUGAAUAAUGAAGUAGUGAAAAAUUAUCAAGUUGUAAAGCCAGAAAAGGAAUAUGUUGAUAUUCCAUUUACAGAAAGGGUUUAUAAAGCAGAUAUCAUAAUUUUAGCUCUUGGAUUUUUAAAAACAGAUGAUUCAAUAUGGGAAAAUGAUACUAUUAAAAUAGAAUUAGAUAAUUAUAAUUGUAUAAAAACACAUAAUAAUAUUUAUCAAACAGCACAUAAAAAAAUAUUUGCGUGUGGAGAUUGCAGAAUCGGACCAAGUACCGUCGUACAAGCUAUUGCAGAAGGAAGAGAUGUUGCUUCUAAAAUAGAUGAGUUCUUGACAAAUUCAACUUCAAUUUUACCCCCUUGUAACACAUAUUAUUAUUAUCCUAAAAACUAUAAAUAUACCCCAUUUAGUUCUGCACAUUGGGGAUAA